This is a messenger RNA of Salarias fasciatus (jewelled blenny), 6961 nucleotides long. Its product is annotated as ankyrin repeat and IBR domain-containing protein 1-like. Gene Ontology annotation, biological process: protein ubiquitination. The record is from RefSeq and is a predicted model, not a curated record. The transcript is spliced from 21 exons. Bases 349 to 4170 code for a protein of 1273 amino acids. NCBI's taxonomy places the organism in Eukaryota, Metazoa, Chordata, Actinopteri, Blenniiformes, Blenniidae. Gene Ontology annotation, molecular function: zinc ion binding; protein binding; ubiquitin-protein transferase activity.
UCCCCCUCCGCUGUCAGCAGCAGCAGCAGCAUCACCGCCCCGCCGGCUCCUGUGGAUCAGAGGAGAGGAUGGUCCAGCGGAGCAGCAGCAGCAGCAGCCGGAGAUGCCCAUGACAGUCAGAAGAUAAUGCCCCUCGACGCACGCAAGUUGGCCAGUGAACGACCAAGUGAGACGCCCGUGGCAGGAAAACACUGAACCAUGUUGCUGUAAGUUGUGACCAGUGGUGAACGGGGGAGGAGGAAGAGGAGGAGGAGGAGGAGGAGGAGGAGGAGGAGGGAAGCGUAGGCAGCCAGGCCGACAGGAGUCUGCCUCAGCACCCUUCAGGCGGCCCGACACUAACCUGCAGCGAUGGGAAACACGGCCACCAAGUUCCGCAAGGCCCUGGUGAGCGGCGACGAGGCCCUGGCCUGGCAGCUGUACGAGGGAAACCCUCAGUUCAGGGACGGCCUGGACCCCAAUGCGUCAUACGGGGAGCAGUACCAGCACAACACCGCCCUGCACUACGUCUGUCGCUACGCCAUGACGCGCCUGCUCAGGUCCUUCCUAUUCAGCAAAGAGGGAAACCCCAACAAGCGCAAUGUGCACAACGAGACCUGCCUCCACGUGCUGUGCCAAGGCCCCCAGAUCCUGCUGCUGCCAGAGGGGGCGCUGUCCCCCCGGCUGGCCCGCCCUCAGAGGGACGAGCAGCGGCGGGCGGACUGCCUGCAGAUGAUCCUGAGCUGGACCGGAGCCAGGCUGGAGGGCGGCCAGUACGAGAAGGCCAACGUGAACGCCACCGACAACCACCACAGCACCUGCCUGCACUACGCCGCCGCCGCGGGCAUGAAGAGCUGCGUGGAGCUGCUGAUCCAGAGCGAGGCGGACCUCUUCGUGGAGGACGAGGACAAGCUGACGCCGUGCGACCACGCCGAGAGGCACCACCACACCGAGCUGGCCCUCAGCCUGGAGUCGCAGAUGGUUUUCUCCUCCUUCUCAUCCCAGCAGUCCAACACAGACGCGCACGGCGAAACCAACCUGCUGCAAUACAAAGAGCCUUAUGAAGGGUUGAAGCUUCAGGAUCUGCGCAGGCUGAAGGACAUGCUGAUCGUUGAGACGGCAGACAUGCUGCAAGCUCCUCUCUUCACUGCUGAGGCCCUGCUGCGAGCACACGACUGGGACAGAGAAAAGCUCCUGGAAGCCUGGAUGUCAGACGCUGAGGGCUGCUGCCAGCGCUCCGGCGUCACCAUGCCCACUCCGCCGCCCAGCGGCUACAACGCCUGGGACACGCUGCCCUCCCCCCGCACUCCCAGAACCCCGCGCUCGCCCCUGACCCUCACCCUCACCUCCCCCACCGACAGCUGCCUCACACCUGGAGAGGAGGGCCUGGCGACGUGUGGAAUCUGUCUGUGCUCCAUCUCAGUUUUUGAAGACCCUGUGGACAUGUCAUGUGGCCACGAGUUCUGCAGAGCCUGCUGGGAGGGGUUCCUCAAUAUAAAGAUCCAGGAGGGCGACGCUCACAAUAUAUUCUGUCCGGCGUACGAGUGCUACCAGCUGGUGCCUGUGCAUGUGAUCGAGAGCGUGGUUUCCAGAGAGAUGGACCAGAGAUACCUGCAGUUCGACAUUAAGGCGUUUGUAGAGAACAAUCCAGCUAUCCGUUGGUGUCCUGCGGCGCGUUGCGAGCGGGCGGUGAGGCUCACUCGACCGGGUCCCGGGGACAACGACCCACACAAUUUCCCCCUGCUGCCGUCCCCAGCCGUCGACUGUGGCAAAGGCCACCUGUUCUGCUGGGAGUGCCUUGGCGAGGCCCAUGAGCCGUGUGAUUGUCAGAUAUGGAGGAACUGGCUCCAGAAAGUCACAGAGAUGAAGCCCGAGGAGUUGGCAGGUGUGAGCGAGGCUUAUGAGGACGCUGCUAACUGCUUAUGGCUGCUGACCAACUCCAAACCGUGUGCCAACUGCAAGUCUCCCAUUCAGAAGAAUGAGGGCUGCAACCACAUGCAGUGUGCCAAGUGCAAGUAUGACUUCUGCUGGAUCUGUCUGGAGGAGUGGAAGAAGCACAGCUCGUCGACGGGAGGCUACUACCGCUGCACUCGCUACGAGGUCAUCCAGCAGCUGGAGGAGCAGUCCAAAGAGAUGACUGUCGAGGCAGAAAAGAAGCACAAGAGUUUCCAGGAGUUGGAUCGUUUCAUGCACUAUUACACCCGCUUCAAGAACCACGAACACAGCUACAAGUUGGAGCAGAGGCUGCUAAAAACGGCGAAAGAGAAGAUGGAGCAGCUGUGCCGAGCUUUUAUUUGCCGCGAAGGGACCCCACCGGACACGCGCUUCAUCGAGGACGGCGUGUCCGAGCUGCUGAAGACGCGGCGCGUGCUGAAGUGCUCUUACCCAUACGGCUUCUUCCUGCAGCAGGGCAGCACGCAGAAAGAGAUCUUCGAGCUGAUGCAGACGGACCUGGAGAUGGUGGUGGAGGACCUGGCCCAGAAGGUGAACCGGCCGUAUCUGAGGACGCCGUGCCACAAGAUCAUCAGCGCAGCGCGCCUGGUGCAGCAGAAGAGGCAGGAGUUCCUGGCGUCGGUGGCCCGGGGCGUCGCUCCAAACGACUCGCCUGAGCUUCCUCGCCGGAAUUACCCUGGAGGAUCCUGGGAUUGGGAAUACCUCGGCUUUGCGUCCCCUGAGAUGGGAAGUCGUCACUCUGUACUGGGAGCAGGAGAGCAAAGAGAGAGACAGUCGCAGGAUUAUGCUGACAUCCAGUACCGCCGCAGACACAGGCCACGGCGCAGAGGAGACAUGCUGAGUCUGCACAACCUCAGAAGCAGCAGCAACACACCAGAAACCAGCAGGAGGAGCGACAACUCAGACGGCACAGAGCGGACCGAAGGUCGCAGAAGAGCACUGGGCUCGCUGGACGAGGACGAUCCCAACAUCCUCCUGGCCAUCCAGCUGUCGCUGCAGGAGUCGCGCAGCAGAGAGCGCAGCCUGGAGGGCGGCCUGGAGGCCCGGCUGGAGCCGGACAGGCCGGACAGGAGGCCCGGCUCCGCCGGGAACCUGGUUGACGCGGCGCUGCGCUCUCUGAGCGCCGAGGGGCCGCCGGGAGCCAGAGGCUCGUCCUUCCCCACCUCGCUGCUCGACCCUCCCCGCCCCCCCAACAGGACAGACUCCUCCUCGCAGCCGUCCGUCUCCAGCUCGCUGCCGCUGCCUCCCCCGCCUCCCUCCCUCAGUGCGGAGCUGCUGGAGCUGGGAGACAGCCUUAUGAAGCUGGGGAGCAUCACCGCUCCGUACGAGCUGGACGCGCACACGCAGGAGCAGCUGUGCUCGCACCACACGUACGGCCACGGUCCGCACGCCGCCGCCGCCGCCACCGCCGCCGAGCCCGCCCACAGCCAUAGACCGGACCCGCCGUACGCGCUCGACCACAUCGCCAUCGAGCACGGCGCCCCCCGCACCGCCGAGCACGCUCCGAGCGCGGCUCGCUCCACGCCAUACUCCCGGGAACCGGCGGCGCCCAAACCGGACGCCUCCUACAGCCCCUGCCCGGAACACAGCAGCUCUUACACAGCGGAGCGGCCCGCCGCCUACGCUCUGGAGCGGCCCCCCCAGGCGGACCUCCAGCCCCCCGCCCAACUGUGCCUCCCGUCCCCGGAGCCGGAGCCCGAGCUGCCGCUGUCGCCCGUGAUCCCCCCGGGGGGCCCCUUCACCCCCAGCGAGGCCCUGGACGCCACGGCCAGCGCGCAGCUGCUGGACAACAUCAUGGCCUGGUUCAACAGCAACAUCAACCCCCAGAACAACCCGCAGAGUCUGGCGCUCGUCCCCUCGCCGCCCACCACCGACAGCGACUCCUCCCCCGACACGCACACCGAGACCGAGACGGAGAGCCAGGCCUCCCGGGAGGCGGCGCCCGCCCCCGUCUGGCAGCCCCUGGAGGGCGAGCCGGAGGCGGGCGGCCCCCCGGGGGCCGAGGCCGCCCGGUCCUGUCGCCCCUGCACUCUGGAGCUGGAAAACAGAGACGCCGGGGGAGACGGGUGUGUGGCCGACCUGUCGCUGGACGAAGCGCGCACACACCCGGGCCCGCCCCCGCAACGCGAACACUGUCCCGCCCACACCGCCCCGCCCGCAGACACGGACCCGGACCUGGUCCUCCAGCUGGAGGAGGACCGCUCCCCCGAGGAGUGGGAGGAGCAGGAGCACCUGGUGUGACACCGGAGAGAGAGAGAGAGAGAGAGAGAGAGUGGAGACGGCGGCCGAGCGUUUACUGCGUGUAUUAUACUGUAUUUAGAGAGUUCAUACGGCUCGGCGGACUCUGUCCUUUCAAGAUGAUGUCAUACACAUUCACACAUUCACGUUCUCUUUUUCUUUCUUUUUUAUUCUUUUUUUUAUUUUCAAGCUUUCUGUCUGCUCCAAGAGCGGAACAGAAACAAGCGAGUCUUUCGAAACAUCACUGGAAAGCUACUGAUAUCAUAACACACCAAGAGCUUCUGGGUUUUUGUUCCCUGGGUUUUAUUUAUUCCCCUGGAGUUUGUGUUUGUCUUGUUAAGUUUGUUCAGGGUGAAGUUUUGGUGCUGUUCAUGCUGAAAUCCAAACUUGCCUCAUAUAUAUAUAGAUAUAUAUAUAUAUAUAUAGAUAUAUAUUUAACAAGACUUGACGACCACACGGACCCAACCACAAGCCUGUCUGCGCCUCCAAGAGCCAAAUCCCGCCAGAGCAGUGACCUUGGAGCCUGUCUUAGCGUGCUGUACAAUCAGAGGGCCUAAUUCACACUGUCUGGACCUUCAUGCACACCGUGCCUGUUUUAUUUAGUGCCAACACACUACUGAGAACGACGCAACACUGGCCUCCUUGUAAUGUAACUCAAAGCGAUCAGCGGACGGCGCAGGGCCCUCUGCGCAGCAAGGUCAAAGGUCGAGUCCCAGGUGCAGAACGGCACCUUUAAAAUGGGUCAAGGCCGAGCGUCCCGCUCAAAAGCAGCUCUUUAUUGUUUUGUUUUGUUUUUUUAGGAGAUUGAACCACGUGCGUCCGCUGCUCGGCCUCCGUGCGGCGCCGCUGCCCUUUACUCCGGCUCACGGUUUGAUUCUGUUGUGCGAAGCUCCUCCCACUAAAUGCCCUGAAUUUGGUGGCUCAGUCAAAACAAAUCGGACAUUUUGCGAUCUCCAGAGACGACUGCACCAAGUGCAGAUUAACUCAGACAUUAACAUCCCAAUAUUUCCAACAAGUGAAAGGGGCUUUAUGGAGUUUUAAAAAUGACAAUAUGAAUCCUUUUAUCAAUGCUUCCGUUGAUAAAAUGAGCUGCACUGUAAAAGUUAAUGAACUGGUUUAAGUAAAUAUAAUUAGUAACCUAGCCACUUUUAAAUGUUGAAAUGGGCUAGGAGGUUUGCACAUACUGUCCGAGCUGAAAACAGGAAGUGAACACGUUUUCCUCUGGUUUUGGAGAGAAACCCACGAGACAUUUCAACUUGUUUUGAUUCCUCGAAAAGCGUGAAUGAACUUUUUAAAGCCGUUGUGUCACUUAACGUCUUUUCUUGUUUUUUUUUUUCUUUUUACCAUGUGUAUCACUAUAAUUACAGAUGGUUUUGGCUCGUAUGGUUCUGAAAUCCAGUGUUUUUAAUCCAAAUUUUCUGUCACUUGUAUUUUUUUUUAACUUUCGUCUUGUGUUGCUUCACAGAAGUGGAUUAAGGGACUGUUUUAUUUUGUCUGUAUUUGAAACAUAUUUCAUGAUUGAAAACAGGAUGACGUGUCAGAGAUUUUGCACGCUGAGUCUGAGCCAAACGUUUCUUCAAGACGGCUGUGAAGUAAAACAGAUUUGAACGGUUCGAUCGCGAUAUCCCACUACUGCUGGCUCGUACGGCGUGCUGUUAUUGAAAGGACUCAAAGCGGGUUUGUCACAGAAAUCUAUCUUUUUUUUUCCAUUUACUGCUUAAUAUGGAGACUGUUUUAUUUCCAGUUGAGACCAGAGCUGUUGGGUCUGUGUGCCUUUUUUUUGUUUGUUUUUAGUGUUUUAUUUGUUGGUAUUUAUUUUGUGUCAUUGCUUUUGAAUCAUGCUAUAGAGACAUGGUGGAGAACGCAACACUCCGAUCGAUGUUCAUUUGUAUGAUUUUUUUUUUUUUUUUUUCAGCUGCACCUCACACUUCAGCUCGUUCACUCAGUCAGAAACAGCUCUGAGGCCGUUUGAAGGAAUCUAUUCUGCUCAAUAAUCACUUUAUCUGACAUAAGACCCUUUGAAAUGUGACUUCUGGGUUGUCGUUCAGGCUAUUUAAAAAGAAAAAAAAAAACUUUAUUGCCCAACUCUAAUGUUUACAAGGGAAUUGAACACUGCCUGCUGUGAUGAGAAGUGAUUCAGCGCUUCGGGGGUCUGAGAUGAUGAAACUGGUGGCUUUUCUUGUAUAAGAGUUUAAAAUAUCUCAUUUUAGGUCCAGAUCUGUUGGAUGUUUUUUUGUUGUUUUUCUCCAGUCGGGGGUUGAUGCAGUGUGAGGGAUGAAAAACACUCAAACAAUGACACCUUUUCUUGUGUGCAUUGAAACAAGAAACUGUGAAUGAGCUGAGUCAUAAAAAUUUCAAAAAGCCCACCGACACUCGUAACAUGAAAUAGUUCCCCGAAGCGGAUGUACAGGCCUGGCACUGAAUCUCCAGUCUUUAUUUUGCACAAGAAUGAUGUGGAUGUGUUUGUUGCACUGAUCCAGUGCUGCGAGGCGAGACGUGAAGGACGCACACUUUGAUUCCUUUUUCAAUUUCUUCCUCUUUGUAUUCUUUAUUAUUGAAUUAAUGGUGUUGAAUAAUUUAGGGGGGUUUUUUCUUUCUUUUUUUACUUCGACAUAUAUUGUUUGUAUCUUAAUUCUCCCUCAAACUACAACUUCAGAAUUUCAUAAAAGGAGAAUUUGCACUCUCAUAGAUUAUACUUGAUACAUUCCCGGCUGGUCAAAAGAAAGGUUUGAUGUGUGGCCAAACUUAUAAAUGAAAGUGCAAAGUUUACUCUCAAUAAAACAGACUGAAAGUG